AUGUCGAGCUCAUCCGGCCCCGUGUACUUCGAACUCAGCUGGUCCAUCCUGAGCACCAUUGGAAUCGCAAAUAUCCUCUUUGGCUUCCUCGUCUGCAGCAUCACCAAGUUUUCUCAGAUAGCCGCUGUUCCAAUAAUAACGUCUGCCGCCGGGGCCAUCGCGAACGGGCUGUGCUACUAUGCCUUCUACGCCGAAGGGAACCCCACCAAGGGCAAGGCCGUGGCGUCGGCAUUUGCGGACUUACUUUGGUUGGUCCAAGAAGCGGGACUCUCAUUCUAUAGCUACGUGAUCUUGAGCCGUGUGCUAAGAAACGGCCGCUGGCACGUCUUUGCCAGUUUAUUUUGGACCAUUAUGGUUAUAAUUUCAGCUCUCAGAAUAAUGAUCGCCGUGACGAGAGUUAGAUCAAUCCUGGAUGGAGAUGAUUCAUAUCAGAAAGUCAUCAACAAGCUUCAUAUCGGCUACUUCGUCGCGAUCGCCGUGGUGGAGUGCAUCAGCGCAUACUUCCUGCUAGCAGUCUUCGCCUCCGCAAGAUCCACGUCCCUAAAUGCAGCCAUUGAGGCCGGCCCCUUUCGAUAUUUAAUGCGAAGCGCUGAGGUUCGUCUGGCUCUGCUCGCCGUGAUCGGCAUCAUGAGGGCUAUCACAUAUUCCUUUCAGGCUGCCGCGCAGAGCGCGACGAAUGUGGCAAGCCAACUGGACCGAUUCACCUACACUAUGGAAUGCCUCUUCCCCUUCGUCAUGUUCAUUGACAUGCUCGCGUCCAGAUUGGUGUUCACGGAUCAGGCGUAUUCGUCCUCCUCUCGAACCCAAACGUCCAGAAGUUGUCCCAGACAAUUCAUCUCAAAUACCAAGAAGGGGGUGUAUUCUGUGGCGCAAAACCAGCAAAUAGUUAAGGUCCAGGGAGGUGGAAAUAACAUUGGCCGCACAAGCUCACAGGAGCGCAUCCUUGAAGCUGGAGCAUCCCAAAUGACGUCCUUGGAGAUCCAGCUUGAGGACAGACAGAGAGCAAGGUAUUAG
Molecule: messenger RNA, 1014 nt
Organism: Fusarium falciforme
Lineage: Eukaryota; Fungi; Ascomycota; Sordariomycetes; Hypocreales; Nectriaceae
Exons: 3
Coding region: 1-1014 (337 amino acids)
Source: RefSeq, a predicted model, not a curated record